GACCGGAAGCCACGCGCUCGCGCCCGUCUCGACCGGCGGCUUGUCACGUGACAGAACGGAGGCAGACGAGACGGGGCGCGUGCGUACAUGAAGGCACAUAUCGCAUAUAUAAGUUGCUGCAGCGGAACCGCACUCAGCAGUAGAUCAUCGGAGUUGUCCAUCAUCACGCUGUCAUGGAGUUCCGCACGUUGUUCCUGAUCUGCUUGGUCGUCCUUGUCGGAACAUUGGCGUGUGUCCAGGCGGCCUGCCCGAGCAACCGCGGUGUGGUCAGCGAUUGCCUGUAUUCUACCUGCACGAAGAGCGAGUGCGAGACCCGAGGCCUCGAGUGCUGCCCCAAGCCCUGCGGCGGAACUUGGUGUGUCAAGGGUGUCGUCGACGGCAUCACUUUCGGCUCGCCCUGUCCCCAGUUUCUACCUCCACAAGGGGGCUGCCAGCCCCGACAGAGCAACGAGACGUGCGAGGACUUGCGCUGCACCUCGGGCUCGCAGAGGGUGUGCUGUCUGAGAGCCUGCGGAGACCCCUUCUGCUUCCCGUACGCGGAAAACUGAUCGCAGUCCUGUGCCGACGUUUCUUGGUAUAAAUAAAAAAAAAAAAUUGGUUUGUGUGUAUGUUUAUACAGCCUA
Ixodes scapularis (black-legged tick) is the source of this 623-nucleotide messenger RNA. Its product is annotated as keratin-associated protein 10-7. NCBI's taxonomy places the organism in Eukaryota, Metazoa, Arthropoda, Arachnida, Ixodida, Ixodidae. Bases 174 to 548 code for a protein of 124 amino acids. The transcript has 2 exons. The record is from RefSeq and is a predicted model, not a curated record.